Molecule: messenger RNA, 2471 nt
Organism: Pygocentrus nattereri (red-bellied piranha)
Lineage: Eukaryota; Metazoa; Chordata; Actinopteri; Characiformes; Serrasalmidae
Product: von Willebrand factor A domain-containing protein 5A-like
Exons: 23
Coding region: 1-2418 (805 amino acids)
Source: RefSeq, a predicted model, not a curated record
AUGGAGAACAUCAAAGUUCUCCAGGCUUCCAUAAAUGCGAACAGCUGUGGCCUAGUAACCCAGACAGGCCACCAAGUUCCUUUGAAGAGUGUGGAGGUGGAGGUGCAGGUGAAGGGGCAUGUUGCCACGGUAACAUCCACCCUGCAGUACGUGAAUGAGGAGGAGCUUCCGGUGGAGGCCCUGUUUGUGUUCCCGUUACCUGCAGAAGCAGCUCUCUGUCACUUCAGCGCCAAGAUCGCCAAUCAGGAGGUGGUGGCCAAGGUGCAGGAGAAACAGAAGGCACGGGACGAGUAUGAUGAUGCGAUAAGUUCAGGUCAGCAGGCAUUUCUAUUGGAGGAGAGCGAUGCAAGCCCAGAUAUUUUUCGGCUGGCUGUGGGGAACCUGCCUCCUAAAGAAAGCGCUGCUGUGACUCUCAUCUAUGUUAUUGAGCUGGCUGUGCAGCCGGAUGAUGGCCUGCGCUUCUGUCUGCCAGCUGUGCUCAACCCACGUUAUGCACCCAGCAACAUCGAUACAAAUAAUGUGCCCAAGGUGAAAUCUGUUCCUGCAUGUAAGGUGCCUUAUACUUUGACCCUUAGUGUCCAUAUCAUCUCUCCCAUCCCUGUUUCAAGAGUAGAGUCCAGCUGCUCUCUGGAACCCCUGACUUACCUCAACACAGCUCACACUCAGGCAAAGGUGAGUCUCUCUCCAGGACACAAGUUCGACAGGGAUGUGGAGAUGUUGCUUUAUUACCAGGAUGCCCAUCAGCCCACUGCUAUAGUGGAGGCGGGAGUUCCGAACGGCAAACCAGGUUCUCUGAUGGGCGACUCUGUGGUCAUGCUAAGUCUGUAUCCAGAAUUCCCUCCAGAGGUGGCAAAUACUUUUGGGAACCGUGGCGAGUUUAUUUUCCUAAUGGAUCAGUCUGGCAGUAUGGGCGGUUCCUCCAUCAGGAGCGCCCGGGAAACUCUUCUCCUGCUGCUGAAGAGUCUUCCCCUGGGCUGCUACUUCAACAUCUAUGGCUUUGGCUCUGACUUCAAGUACUUUUUCUAUAAGAGUGUGAAAUACACUCAGCAGACGAUGGAGGAGGCGAUGAAGAAAGUGGAGGCUAUGCAGGCGGACAUGGGUGGAACAGAGAUUCUGAAACCACUGCAGCACAUCUAUAGCCAAAACAAUCUUCCAGAUCACCCCAAACAGGUGUUUGUUUUCACUGAUGGAGGUGUCUUUAACACCAAAGAGAUCCUGGACCUGGUCAGAACUCACUCUAGAUCCAGCAGGUGCUUCACCUUUGGCAUUGGUCAGGGAGCCAGCACUGCACUGAUCACAGGAAUGGCUAAAGAAGGACGCGGCAUUGCCCAGUUCAUCACAAGCAAUGACCGACUGCAGCUCAAAGUGAUGCAGUCCCUCAGCUUCGCCCUGCAGCCCGCUGUUGUUGACAUCUCUGUGAAAUGGACCCUUCCAGAGGGCAUGUCUGUCACUACUUUGUCUCCUCCCCUCAAUGUUCUCUUUCAGGGUCAGAGGGCACUACUGUACGCUCAGCUCACAGGAGAGAGUUCUGAGGACAGUGAAGGAAGUGUCACUGUGCACUAUGGUCUGGCAGAACAACCAAUGACAAGCCAGCUCAGCUUCUGCCUUAAACCUUCUGGGGACACAGGGCUGGGAAUUCAUAGGCUGGCUGCUUGUUCCUUGAUCCGAUCUCUGGAAAUGGAGCAGAGGGAAAAGAAAGACGAGAGCUUAAGAGUAAAGGUGGUGGAGCUCAGUGUGCAGGUGGGAGUGAGCAGCACUUUCACUGCUUUCCUUGCCGUCCACAAGGGCAGUGGAAAGCCAGUGAAAGGACCACUGGUGAGGAGGACAGUGCCAGUGGCGCAAGCAUGUGGAGGUGAAACUGGCAUGCCUAUACGAUCCACGGGAAGUUCACCUCAGUCCUGGUAUGGAGCAUUACCCUCAUAUGAAUGGGAAUCACUAGCAGGAUAUGAAUACGAAAAUGGUCUAGGAUCCAUGGGAAGUUCACCUCAGUCCUGCUAUGAAGCAUUUGCAGAACAUGAAUAUCAAACUCUUGCAAGGGCAAGGAACGAUCGACAUCAGUCAGGAUCAGUAGCACAGGUCCCACCAUCCCAGAAGGACCCCUACUUGGAGCUGAUCUCUUACCAGAAAGCUGCAGGGUUCUGGGAUUUGGAGACUCGACUUCUUGAUCUACUUGGCAAGGCAGAGAAGAAUCUGGACAAGCAGAUGCCGGCCCAGGUGGACAGUGCGGUGUGGGCCACUGUUCUGGCUCUGAUUUGGCUCCACGGUUUCAGGGCAGAUAAACGUGAAGAGUGGAAGUUUAUUGCCUUGAAGGCCACAUCCUGGAUCCAUUCUCAGAAAGUGGAGAACCUGUCUGAAUGCCUGAAGGCCGGAAGUGCUUUGCUGGGAUGUCAGGUGAAGGAAGGGAAUCUUGGAUUUUGAGCUCCUCCUGCAUGCUGAUGUAUGGCCAUCCACCAGUUACCUCUCCAUUCCUG